UUAAAGAUAGUUUACUUAGUUCAAUUAAAUUUGUAAAAACACGAGAUGGUGAUGUCGCUUGGGUUGAUGGUAUUAUUACCCAUGGUGUACCACCAUCUGCCAUACCUCCAGGAGUAACGACAUUUACUACUGUUGAUCAAGUUAAUAUAGAAUGGUAUUUGAAUUCUGUAACACGAGAAGUUAAAGAUCAGAUGCCACCUCAAGCAUGUGUAUUUAUAAAUGAACCAAAAUUAUUUGAUCUUAAAACGAUUCUUAUUCGACAACAUGGUCUUCGAGCUGAAUUUGUUGGCGGAGUACUUACUUGUGAAGAUACAGUAGCUAUUAAACGAAAUGAAACUGGUAAAAUCAUUCUUGAAGGGACUCUAUUCGAUACAUUUUAUAAAGUUCGACGAAUCUUAUAUGAUCAAUAUGCUAUUUUGUAA
Adineta steineri is the source of this 422-nucleotide messenger RNA. NCBI's taxonomy places the organism in Eukaryota, Metazoa, Rotifera, Eurotatoria, Adinetida, Adinetidae. The record is from the annotation of a GenBank genome assembly.